Messenger RNA from Cercopithifilaria johnstoni, 243 nucleotides. The record is from the annotation of a GenBank genome assembly. Lineage: Eukaryota; Metazoa; Nematoda; Chromadorea; Rhabditida; Onchocercidae.
AUGGUGCAGCAUAAAAUGAAAAAGAAAGUCUCUUUGCCAGGUGGUGUCAAACUGAAGAAGAAAGUAAAAUCCACAAAACGAGGCCCUAAGAAAGGUCAUCAGCUGACAAUUGCUCCGAAAAAGCCUGCCGCAAUACAACAAACUAAAUUUGAUUCUGAAAUAACACGGAUAAUAAACAACAAGAAUGAGCAGUCAAUAAAAGGCCGCGCAGAUAAAGAUGUCAGUCGAAAUACCUCCGCCUAA